This is a messenger RNA of Lucilia sericata (common green bottle fly), 1951 nucleotides long. RefSeq names its product probable serine/threonine-protein kinase DDB_G0277071. The transcript has 2 exons. The record is from RefSeq and is a predicted model, not a curated record. NCBI's taxonomy places the organism in Eukaryota, Metazoa, Arthropoda, Insecta, Diptera, Calliphoridae. The coding region runs from base 895 to 1830 and encodes 311 amino acids.
AUUUGUUUUGCUAUUAGUUGUAAUCAUUAUUGUAGUUUAAAGGUACCUUUAAUGGUAUGAAUGAAUCACUUAAAAUUUUAUUUAUUAUUUGCUGCUGAGAACACACUUUGAGAUUUUUUUUGUUGAUUUGGUUUUCUUCUAUGUAGAUGUUGUUCUAACAACAGUUAUAUAUUGUUGUAUAUUUUAUAAUUUUUUGCUUUUAUUCAUCUUUAAAAAGAUUAUAUAAAGUUUAGGUAAUUCUUUAUAUUACUACGUUUUUACUUUAUAAAGAACUUUAUUGUUUUUUUUUUACAAACAAAAAUCUUUGAAAUUUUACACAAAAUAAGUGAUGUUAUGAGAAUAUUUGCUUAUAAGCAUUUCAGUUUUUUGUAUAAUUAUUUAAUCAUAAUUACAUUGUGUGAAUAGUUAAAAAAUCGGUAAUUUUUUAAUAAAAACUAUUCUUUAUAAUGAGUUCAAAGCAAUUUAGAAAAAACAAUGUGAAAUUACAUGAUCUCAAAUGUAAACAGUGGUUUCAAUUUAUAUUUAAGCUUGGAACGGUUGCAUCACAUUUUGUCUUGCACAGAUUAAUGAUUCGAUGUCAAAAAACCAAAUCUAUGUUUCCUGAGUAGAGAACUUUAUCCUGGCAAAAUAUCUUUAAAAACAAUAUUCCAAACAAGUAAACAUUUCCGGUAUAAUUUCCCAACUCUGCUUCACCUUGCAUUGAAAAAGUCUCGCAUUGAGUUUUAUAUCAAUUUUUGAAAGACAAAAAUAAAUUCAAUUAAAUUAUAACAAAAUUUUGUAGCAAAUUUAUGUAUAUAUUUUUAUUUAAAGUAAAUAAAUAUUUUUGUUAAAAAUUAUUUCGCAAAAUUUUUGUUCACAAUUUGAGAAAAAUUUCAACGUAAUUUUAAACAAAAAAUGGAUGCAUUUAAAGUACCCAAAAAAGUUAACCGUCAUGUUUUAAAGGCGCUUAACUUUUUAAGCCAUGGCAAAGCAGAAGAUGAAGUUAGUACAGAGCAGAUUUUAAACCAAGUUAAAUAUCAAAUGAGAAAUUUAGUGCCCGUACCCAAUAUUGAUAUGGUCAUACAGAAAUCAUUGAAAAAUUUAAGUGAUAUUGGUUUGAUUGAUAGGACGGCACCACAAAGAUUUGCCAUGGGACGUUCUUAUGCUCCGUCUUCGGCGCCUAAGGCCAAUAAACCCAAAACAGUGAAUCGCAAUAUAUUUAAGCCCAGUGUUUCACGCAAGAGAAGCAGCAGUCGAUUAAACCCCAAUUUUAGACGGGCUCAAUAUGACAGCGAGGAGUCUUUGUCCGGCGAUGAAUAUGAUCAUGCACGCAAACGUAUACGUACUAAUACCAAAAAAAUUAAACACUCUGGUCGCAAUACCGAAUUGCCCAAAGCCCGACAACAUUUCCGUUUUAAAAAUAUCGCCUUAGCAGAUCCCCUAUCUAAUCCCUCACCCCUUUAUAUGAGGGAUUAUGAAUCUGACAGUAUUUUCGAGCAAAAUCAAGAAAUGGCAGUUUACAUUGGUCCUAUAAGGAAUUCAAAUAACAAUUUGGAUGUAACUAAUAUAACACCAAGAGAACCUUUAGAAAUCAAUGAAAUUUUAAAUGAUGAUCAAACAGAUAAUAUGAACAAUAGCCAAAAUCCUAAAGAAGCCUCUUUUGAGGUGGUGGAACUCUUUUUAAAUAGUAACAAUAACUAUGAAACUGCAAAUAAAUCUAAUUCUCAAACGAAUUCCCAGUCUGAUGACCCCCCCUCAAAGACUAGUCUUGAUACAAAUGUUUCGACAAAUGAAAAAUCCAAAACCUCUGUUUCAGCUACUCAAUCCCAAACGAUUACUUUGGAGAAUUAAUUGUCUAGUCUAUUUUUAUUAUUUCAUUACUUUUUAUUUAAAUUGUGUGAAUUGCCGUUUGUUAUAUUGUUUAUUUUGCACUUUUAUAAAUUAAUUUAAAACAAUGUUGCUUACUAAAAAA